Molecule: messenger RNA, 3468 nt
Organism: Paramecium pentaurelia
Lineage: Eukaryota; Ciliophora; Oligohymenophorea; Peniculida; Parameciidae
Source: the annotation of a GenBank genome assembly
AAUGUCAAAAAAAUCUACCCAAGCUCUGAUAAAAACUGUAAUCAUAAGCGAAGCAAGAGGCAAAUUUAAAAAAUGUUAAAUCUGCCAGAAAGAAUUUGGAAUUUUUCAUAAAGAACACCAAUGCAAAAGGUAAGAAAAGGAAUCUCAAUUUUAGGUGUCGAAGAGCUGUUUGUUAGAAUUGCGCGACUCAUCAUGGACCUGUCCUAGGUGAUGCUGGAUUUUCAAAAUAAACUCACAGAAUUUGCAAUACCUGCAAGGAGGAAAGCGAGUCAAUAAAAAAGUUUAUCGAACAAUACAAAAUAGGUUUAGGAAAAGAUACAUUUUCAAUUGAUUGGCUAAAGGCAUCUGGUCUAACAGUGGACAUUGCUAAGAAAGUAGUACCAUUUUAUAUUAUAGGAAUACGAAUUUGCUUAAAAAGAGAAUGACCGCGCAAAAGAUAAAGGAGAGUUCAUGAAAAUGAAAUCAGAAUUACAAUUGGCGAUGAUUGACUUCUGGCUUAAUCUAAAUUAUUCAUUGAGGGAAUUUUUGUUUUAUUUAUUGAAGGAUCUCGAAUUAGAUUAAUUACAAUAACAAAUAUGUCGAGUUUUGGGAGCCAUUCUAUUAUAAUAUCCAGAAAUAGGAUAUGGCCCAGACUAAGUUAUACUUACAAUAUUUUUAUUGUGUUUCUGUUCUGAAGCAUCAGCAUUCACUAUCUUAACAAUAUUAUACUCAGAAGUUAUUCCUUCUUAUUUGUACCCAUUGAAUUUAAGAAGGACACCUUAUGAUUAUCAACAUGAAAUAGAUUAGGUCCUUUAAGUAUUGGAGCAAGGAUUUAAAAUUAAACAAUCAGAAUUAUAAAACAUUAAACCAUUUGUUAGAACUAGAAUCACAAGAUAUGUUCUUUCUUUGGGAAUCAACUUUUAUUAGUUUUAGACAUCUUUCUACAUGAUUAAUCAAAUACUAGUUGGUCCAAAAACGGGAUAUGACAAUUUUAUCAAAUGUUUAGCAGUUAGCUUUUAUCAAUAAUUUGAAGAUAUUAAAAUCUUUAUAAAUGCUCAAGAAGAUGCUGAGGCUUAGAUUUUGAGAAAUGUUAAAUCAACCCAAUGUGAGAAAGAUUUUCUACUGACUAAAGUGAUAAUAUUUAUACCUCACAAACGAGUGACAUAAAGUGUGGUCAUAUAAAGAUCAAAUGAAAAAAAACCAUCAAGUUAGAUAUAGCCAGAACAUAAUAGGGAUGUUAAGGUUGAAAUAUAAAUUAAAACUGAUCAAAACAUGAGUGAGUAUGCAGCUCUUUAAGAUAAAAGCUUUCAAGAGUUAAGAAGAAAAUCAGUCGAAGUAAAAGCAACUCCAGAGGGUGAUGAAGAAAAAGCUAAUCUCAAAUAAUAUAUUGAAAAAAUUGAAGAAACCUUAAUGCUAAAGCAUAAAUUAGUAACAGAAUUAUAAAACAGAGUGAAAGAAUUAUAAAACUAACCUCCCUAAAUUAAUAAUAAUUAAGACGUUGAUAAGUAAUUAAUAGACGCUAACGAAUAAUUAAGAAAAAGAAUUUAGGAAUAAGACAUACAAAUAUCACAAUUAGAAGAAUAGAAUAAAUAUUCCAAUAAACUUCAAGAAGAUGCUCAAGAGAUGGUAACUUCAAUAUAGAAAUCAAAUAAAGAAUUAGAAUAAUAGCUUGAGACUUCUUUAAGAACUAAUAAAGAUCUAUAUCUUCAGAUUAAAGAUUUAAAGAAUUAAAGCUCUUAACUUUAACCUCCUUCUCCAAUGACUCCAUCAAGAGAGAAAAACUAUUAAAUUAAUAUUGCUUUGAUUUAAAAAAAAAACGAGGAAUAAUUAUAAACAUAAAUAGAUUAAGAGUAAUAAAAAAUAGUAUAAUUGGAAUUAUAGAUGAAUUAAUUAAACAAAGAAUUGUUAGGUUUAUAACAAUUAAAUUAAGAUAAGCUCAAGAUUAUUGGAAAUUUGGAAGUUAGAUUGAUUGAAUUGGAUUCAACAAAAAGAGAAAAUGAAAAACUUACUCUUGAAAUUGCAGCUCUUUUUAAAAAGAUUGAGCAUCAUGAAUUAGUGAUAAUUUAAUAACAAGAGGAGCUUGAGGAUUUGAAGGCUAAAUAUGAUCAAUUAUCUAAAUAGCAUGAAAUAUAAAGUGAAGAGUUGGAUCAAGUAAGAAUUGAAAAAAGAUAAAAUUUAGAGGAAUAUGAUAGAAAAGAGAAUGAAUUACUACUAAUUAUUGAGGACUUAAAAAAUAGAUUGGCAGAAAUGAAUAAAUAAUACUAAACCACUUCAGAUCAAUUAAAUCAAUCAUUAGAUCAUAAUAACUAGAUGUAAAAUUUAGUCUAAGAAAAAGAUGAAACAAUUAAACUCCUUGAGGCAGGUAUUGCUAAGGGAGUUAAGAAAAUUGCAGAAAUUGAAGCCAAUCACCAUAAAUAGAAGGAAGAUGAUAGAAAGACAAUUGAAGAGUUGAAUCAAAUAAUUGAACAAAACAAUCAAAAAAUCAAAAAUCUUGAGGAUAAUAUCGCAGAGAAGGAUGCUAAAUUAGAGGAGCACAAGAAGGAAUUCAAGGCUCUUAAAAUUAUAUUUGUAAGUUUAGAAGAGAAAUGGACAAAAUUGGAUAAUGAUCAUAAAGAUUUAAGUGGUUAACAUCAAAGAUUGAUUGCUGAAUGUGAAGAAUGGAAAAGGAAAUUUAAUGAAGUUGAAGGUGAACAUUAAGGAUUAAAGGAAAAAUACAGAUUAAUUAUUAUAGAAUAUGAAAAAGUUAAAGAAAAUACUAAUGAAAAAAUGAAUGAAUUAAAAUCUCAAAAUGAUGAUCUUCAAAGAAAGCUUAAAGCCUUGGAAGAUAAGCAUUAAUUAUUGUAAAAUUAACAUCAAGCUUUAUUGGAUAGAUUGGAGAAAGAAACCUAAAAUCACAUAAAGAAAGUAGGAGAACUAGAUUUAAUUAUUAUUGGUUUAGAAAAGAAGGCUCAUGAAUAUAAAACAUUAAGCGAAAAUUAAAAAUUAGAAAUUGAUAAUUUAUAAGCUAUAAUAAAAGAUUUAGAAGGGAAAAUAGCCUAAGCAGAAAAAGACCAAUAACAUAGACAUCAAUAAUUACUUGUUUAAAUAACUUAGCAUUUAGAGAAAGUGACAAAAUUAGAAAAUAGAAAUAGCAAGCUUGAAUUAGAUGUUUUAGAGUUAGAAAAAAGAAUUUAAGAACUCAUUUUAUAUAAUCAAGAUUACAAGAAUGAAAUUAUUAAACAAGAUGAAAAGAUUACAAUUUUAAUUAAAGAAGGAUAAACCAAAGAAUCAGAAAUAAUAAAACUUAUUUAAGUAAUUGAAAAGUAGAAACUAGACCUGAUUGAUUACGAGAAGAUUAUUAGAGAAUUGAGAUAGAAAAUUUAAGAACUAGAACUGAUUAUUGUGGAAAAGGAUAAGAAAAUUGUCGAGCAAGAAAAGUCAAUUAAAAAGCUCUAGACACUGCUUGUACAAUUUAAGACAUUAUCAGAAGAAAUGGCUUAAAUAAAUUGA